AUGUCUAGCAGACGGAUCUGGCUCUCACAAUUACGGACUGCCAUUCUUGCCAUCUUAGCGCCAGAGAUAAUAUUCUUGCUCGCAGCUGAACAACUCACUGAUGCCAAGAGGGUGAGGGAAUUAUGCAACGCAGCUCAAAACGAAAGAGAUGGCGAGGUAGCGGAGCCCAAGUCAUGGCUUUCGAGGCACACCAGGCCCCUAGAACAACCACAAGAUCAACAUCUAUACCAUAUUGAUUUGAAUCCAGUUAACACAGAAUGGUCCCUUCCCCAGUGCUUCUGUAUCGUUUCAAAUGGGCUGGCUGUUCAAACGCAGGACGAAUGGAUUUACACUAUACGAUACGCGGAAAUGAAGGCAUUCAUUCAAGCCGGCAUUUUUCAUCCCUCUGACUUCCGCGACCAAGAUAUCGCGGACCGCGCCAAAGCGGAUCCCUUUGCUAAAGGAUUUGCUAUCCUCCAGAGCACCUGGUUUCUAUGUAACGUCAUUGCAAGAUGGGUGUCCGCUCUACCGGUCUCGCCGAUCGAAGUGUCGACCGUCGCCUACGUGGUCUGCGGUAUCUUGACCUAUGCCGCGUAUUGGCAUAAGCCCAAGAAUAUGGGCACGUCGAUCAAGAUCUAUCUUCGGUAUACCCGAGCCACCCUGCCGGCUGAGAUACUCCGUUUGACCGAGUCCAACCCCAAGGGUUGGGUUCAUCUCCGGGCACGCAUCAAGAAUGAAGGGUGGUUGUCGCUUAUAUGGAAGACCAUAAAGCGCCCUUAUAUUUCAACAAAUCGCGCGGCGAGCAUGAUAACUGGGGAUGAGGAAUAUAAUACUCAUCUCGCGGCGGUACUAAGGAAGCGGGUUCUGUUCAUUUUUAUGGUUACUUUCGUCGCCAGUCUUUUCUGCGCUAUCCACAUUGCCGCGUAA
Penicillium verrucosum is the source of this 906-nucleotide messenger RNA. RefSeq lists its product as uncharacterized. The transcript has a single exon. Bases 1 to 906 code for a protein of 301 amino acids. NCBI's taxonomy places the organism in Eukaryota, Fungi, Ascomycota, Eurotiomycetes, Eurotiales, Aspergillaceae. The record is from RefSeq and is a predicted model, not a curated record.